CUGGCCAGCCUGGUAGCCGGGACUGUAAAUGGAUUAGCUCUUGCCAGCGCUCUUUCAUUUUACACAACAUACAUGUUUAGCACUUAAAACGAUGGCAUGUGCAAUGUCAAAAAAUUAAAAGUGGGCAAAUUGACAUUACGGCCUGCCGUGCCGCGGAAGAGCCCAUGCGUUUAGUGCACCGUGACCAAAAGUGCCAUGGCCGCUUUCUCGUCUCGGAGUGCUUAUAUAGGCUAGGUGACGGCCAUACCUCUCUCUCUCCCCGACGCUGAUGCAAUGGCACAAGGUAGCAGAUUGUCAAACUGCGGGCGAGUAGCCGCGGAGGGGACAUGAACCCAAUAAUCGGUGCCACAGGGCCAACUAUCAGUGCGGCUCCAGAACAGCAAUCUGACAUGGGCAUACAUGCGCACUGCAGUUUAUAGUCAAUUCGAGUCUCCUCCGACGGGAGCCACACGCAGCAGUGACUAUUCCGACCUCAGCCUUCUCCAGGUCCUGUUUCCGCCGCAGCCUUUUCCACCCGAUUUUGGACCAAAACAUUGCCACUGCGUCAGACUCUAACUUCGUCAGGCCCCAUCGCUCGGAUCCCGCGGAAGCCUGGUGUGUCAAGUGAAGGAGCCAGGCCAAACACAUGAAGUAAGACAGGAGGACGCUAGAGGAAGUGGUGACACGUACAGACCAGGGGGGACCAGCAGGGGGCUAGGAGUGGAGUGGAAGGCGACACAGUCACAAAGAGCAAGAGGUGGAGACCCUAGCAGGACAGGGCUGGAACAACAGCAAGGGGCGUCGGUCAUGCUCUAGCACACGGAGAGGAGGCUAAACCUCACCAGAGAUACACUGCCCCAAAAACCCUCCUCUCUCUCACCACCUCCCUCCCACUGCCCCUGCACUGCGGUGCCAGUGAGGAUGCCCAGGCGGCUAUUGUGACGGGUCGCGACGGUGUGUGUAGGUGGGCAGCCUGAGCUACGAUGCGGCCCUGGGCGGGCUCCUGGCGCUGGGUUACCCUGGUACUGCUGGCGUGGGGCACGCUGCUAUUCUACAUCGGGGGCCACCUGGUGAGGGACAGUGAGCACCCAGAGAGAUCCAGCAGAGAGCUAUCCAAGAUCCUUGCCAAGCUGGAACGCCUCAAGCAGCAGAACGAGGACCUACGACGCAUGGCUGAGUCCCUCAGGAUACCUGAGGGCCAGGUAGAAGAGGGAGGGGCCCUGGCUGUGGGGAGGCUACGCUCCCUGGAGGACCAGCUGACCAGAGCCAAGCAGAAGAUACACAGCUUCCAGAGACUGACCGGAGAUGGUCCGGGCCCCACCCAGGAGGAGCUGAGGCGGAGGGUAGAGAACGGUGUGAGGGAGCUCUGGUACUUUGUCAGCAGCGAGGUGAAGAAGCUGGGCCAUGUGGAGGCUGGGGAAAGGCCCAGACAGGCUGACACCCUGAUACAAGACCUGGGACACCAGCAGAGGUCCAUCAUGACAGACCUGUAUUACCUCAGCCAGGCUGACGGAGUUGGCGACUGGAGAGUGAAGGAGGCCAGGGACCUGUCUAACCUGGUGCAGAACAGGAUCACGUACCUACAGAACCCCCAAGACUGCAGUAAGGCCAGGAAGCUGGUGUGUAACAUCAACAAGGGCUGUGGCUACGGCUGUCAGCUGCACCACGUGGUCUACUGUUUCAUGAUCGCCUAUGGCACACAGCGCACCCUCAUCCUGGAGUCCCACAACUGGCGCUACGCCACAGGCGGCUGGGAGACUGUCUUCCACCCCGUCAGCAACUCCUGUACUGAGCGUACCGGGGUGUCUACAGGGCACUGGUCAGGUGAGACCCAUGACAAGGAUAUCCAGGUGGUGGAGUUACCCAUCGUGGACAGCCUUCAGCCCCGCCCCCCCUACCUGCCCUUGUCCAUCCCUGAAGACCUAGCCCAGCGCCUCCACCGGCUCCAUGGUGACCCAUCCGUGUGGUGGGUGUCACAGUUCGUCAAGUACCUGGUCCAUCCUCAGGCCUGGCUGGAGAAGGAGAUCCUGGAUACCACAGCCAAGCUGGGUUUCAGGCAUCCCAUCAUAGGGGUCCAUGUUCGGAGGACAGAUAAGGUGGGGACGGAAGCAGCAUUCCACCCUAUAGAGGAGUAUAUGGUUCACGUGGAGGAACAGUUCCAGCACAUGGCCCGACGUUUCCACGUGGACAAGAAACGAGUCUACCUGGCAACAGAUGACCCUUCACUACUGCAAGAGGCUAAGACCAAGUACCUAGACUAUGAGUUCAUCAGUGAUAACUCUAUCUCGUGGUCGGCCGGUCUGCACAACCGCUACACUGAGAACUCUCUGAGAGGAGUGAUCCUAGACAUACACUUCCUGUCACAGACUGACUUCCUGGUCUGCACCUUCUCCUCACAGGUGUGCCGCGUGGCCUACGAGAUCAUGCAGACGCUGCACCCGGAUGCCUCCUCCUUCUUUCACUCACUAGAUGACAUCUACUACUUCGGGGGCCAGAACGCCCACAACCAGAUCGCCAUCUACCCCCACCACCCCCGCAGCCCAGAGGACGUACCUCUGGAGCCUGGUGACGUCAUCGGCGUGGCAGGGAACCACUGGGACGGCUACUCAAAAGGGGUCAACCGUAAAAUGGGGCGCACCGGUCUCUACCCAUCCUACAAAGUCAAGGAGAAGAUCGAAACCGUAAAGUACCCCACGUACCCCGAGGCAGACAAGCUGCUCUCAAACUCUCAACGGAAGUGAAGAAGGAAGGGAAGGAUGAAAAUAAAAAGACAGAGAGACACUCUGAAUCAGUUAGACUGCACAUGUUGUGAACAGAGAGAACAGUGGGAAAGGGAGAAAGAGAUGGAGGUGAUUAGACUGCACUGAGAGUGUGUGGGCCUGCCUGUGGGCAUUUACUUGUGUGUGAGUGUGUAUAUCUGGAUGUGAAUCUGUAAAUUGCGGAAUCUUGCACCUGCCACCACCCUGUCCCGGUGCACACAGAUGGGUUUUAUAGAGAAAUAGGAAGGAACAUUGAUUUCAAACGAGCCUGAAAACAAUUAAAGGUCCGUAGCCGACAACACUCACUCUCCAAGGCAGACUGGGAAUGGGACUAUCCAACUGGGACUAUCCAAUCAGGGCAAGCCUUGGAUCGAUAAAAAAAUAAUAUUUAAAAAGCCUUGGAUCGAUGACUGGAAAACAAUUAUAAACAAGAAAAAGUUACUUGUUUUAAUUUUUAUUAAAUUAUUUUGGUGGUUUAAAUUGUAUUCUUGCCUUCUUUUGUCUCUCCUUUGUUCACUGAAUGUUUCUGGUAUCUUCCUCUUUCCAUAUUCACUCACUGCGUUCCUCCCUUCUCCUUUCGCUCCAACAGUCCUACAUCUCCAACAGUCCUACAUCUCCAACAGUCCUACAUCUCCAACAGUCCUACAUCUCCAACAGUCCUACAUCUCAACAGUCCUACAUCUCCAACAGUCCUACAUCUCCAACAGUCCUACAUCUCCAACAGUCCUACAUCUCCAACAGUCCUACAUCUCAACAGUCCUACAUCUCCAACAGUCCUACAUCUCCAACAGUCCUACAUCUUCAACAGUCCUACAUCUCCAACAGUCCUACAUCUCCAACAUCUCAACAGUCCUACAUCUCCAACAGUCCUACAUCUCCAACAGUCCUACAUCUCCAACAGUCCUACAUCUCAACAGUCCUACAUCUCAACAGUUCUACAUCUCAAGAAUUCUACAUCUGUAACAGUCCUACAUCUCAACAGUCCUACAUCUCAACAGUUCUACAUCUCAACAGUUCUACAUCUCCAACAGUCCUACAUCUUGUAUCCUCAUGUGCAAUUCUUUUUAUUCCACCUUAAUGUGCUUUUUAACAUGUUUGUGUCAGGUGCUGGUGCGUUGUACUGUAUAUGAUGUGUGUGUGAAAGAUUAUGAGUGUGUGUGUUUGUGUGUGUGUGCUCUAUGGUGACCUAUGAUGACCUUUGAACUAUGGUGACCUAUGAUGACCUUUGAACUAUGGUGCACACAGAAGCCCUCUUCAGGCUCACCAAUGGACUCCACCGAGCUAAUGUCCUUUUCACAUCUCUACGUCUGUUCAGUCCGUCUGUUUGUUGUUGUUGUUUUUUAGUUCUAACAUUCAUGUUUCAAAUAAAUUAGGAAAAAAAGA
Molecule: messenger RNA, 4121 nt
Organism: Oncorhynchus mykiss (rainbow trout)
Lineage: Eukaryota; Metazoa; Chordata; Actinopteri; Salmoniformes; Salmonidae
Product: alpha-(1,6)-fucosyltransferase
Biological process (GO): protein N-linked glycosylation
Cellular component (GO): Golgi cisterna membrane
Molecular function (GO): glycoprotein 6-alpha-L-fucosyltransferase activity; protein binding
Source: RefSeq, a predicted model, not a curated record